Messenger RNA from Anopheles darlingi, 2765 nucleotides. Its product is annotated as protein GPR107. NCBI's taxonomy places the organism in Eukaryota, Metazoa, Arthropoda, Insecta, Diptera, Culicidae. Gene Ontology annotation, biological process: transport. Bases 173 to 1927 code for a protein of 584 amino acids. The transcript has 9 exons. The record is from RefSeq and is a predicted model, not a curated record. Gene Ontology annotation, cellular component: membrane; Golgi apparatus.
UCUGAGUUGUCAUAUUGAUGUAGCAGAAGAUUCUUUCCGAUAAAAGCACUUGCUCGUUCUCGUAUAGCCACGAUAGAGGAAAUAUAAUAUAAUUGGUUAUAAAUCCGUCAAUUUGAUACCGAUCGGGGGUUGACAACCAAGCGCUAUCACUCCAGCUUCCCUGUCGCCCGCAAUGCGUUGGUUCGGAAGUCAGCGGUCUUUGGUCGUAAGUGGCUUGGUUGUGAUUGUCUUGUCUACAAUAGCAGUCGCCCGGCGCCAUCACCUGGAAGUUCGGAACGAUUACCGGCGGUAUAUCCUACUUAGCACAUUUGGAUUCUACGCUGGUGGAGUAUUAAAUGUUCAGGUAUCUAAUUUCCGCGUUGGUGAUGGUAUGGAAAACAAUUUGUUUGGGCUGUCGCUGGACAAAACCAUGUCCGAUGCAAUGAACCCAUACCUUGACGCACAUCAAGACAAAUGUAUCCUUACGGAACCAGUGACUGCACAGAGCAAUGGACCAAUCGUAUUUUUCAAGAUGGACCUGAAACAAAAUGUUGUUAAUGUGAGUUGCUCAAAUGACUGGCAAAACAUACACCUUUACAAAGACAGCAGCGGAGUGCCAGCUUUACGAUCAAAACGCCAAUCUCUUGUAUCUAUGAGCGAUGCAAAGUUUGUCUACAUGCAGCGACGGCGACGGCGAAGUCAACCAAACGAUAAUUUAGACCAAGACAUGGUUUCUGGCAAGAGUGCGGCAAAAAUUUGCAGUAAACUAACGCUUUCACUCGAUGUUAAGGAAGGUGAAGAUACGUUUAAGUAUUACAGUUUUAAGUUUGCUAUUUACGUGGCUACUAAGCAAGAAGAAGGACUGUAUAACUUAUACUUCCACAGUUGCCCAAACUACGCACCCAGCACACUAUAUGAAUUAAACUUCAACGUAGACAUCGAGGAACGUAACAGUGGCAACUACUUAUCGGCGGGUGAAAUGCCGCUCCCGGCGCUUUAUUUUAUGAUGGCUGUCCUAUUCUUCCUGUCCGGUCUAUUUUGGGUGUUUAUUCUACGUAAAAGUAAACAACCUGUUUUCAAGAUACACUACCUCAUGGGUGUGUUGGUGUUCCUGAAAUCCUUAUCACUGCUAUUCCACUCUAUUAACUAUCACUACAUUGAGGUACAAGGUGAACACGUAGAAGCUUGGGCAAUACUCUUCUACAUCACUUAUUUGCUCAAGGGUGCGGUACUGAUUAUCACUAUAGUGCUAAUUGGAACUGGCUGGACUUUCAUCAAGCACAUACUGGCUGAUAAGGACAAAAAGCUGUUCAUGAUCAUUAUACCACUGCAGGUGCUUGCUAAUGUUGCUGAGAUUAUCAUGGCCGAAAGCGAUGAGGGUGACAAAGAGUACGGGACAUGGAGUGAUAUUUUUGUCCUGGUUGAUCUGUUAUGCUGCGGUGCGAUCCUUUUCCCAGUCGUGUGGUCCAUUCGCCACCUCCAGGAGGCCGCAGGAACCGAUGGCAAGGCCGCCAUCAAUCUUCGAAAAUUAAAGCUAUUCCGCCAGUUUUAUAUAAUGAUUGUUUGUUAUAUCUAUUUCACGCGGAUCAUCGUUAUUCUCUUGAAGAUCACAGUUGCCUUCCAAUAUGCUUGGCUGGACGAGAUGUUCAAGGAGAUGGCCACCUACGUGUUCUUUGUUCUGACGGGUUACAAAUUUCGUCCCGUUUCUCAACAUCCUUACUUUUCCGUGCACGGUGGCGACGAUUUCGAUGAUGAAGACGAUCACGACGACGAUGCAGUUGAAAUUCUAACACAUUCCGGUUUAAGCGAAGGAAUUGGCAAGGUAACAAAUCGUUCGCAGCCACUUUCGGUUUCAGUAACGACCGCAACGUUAGUCGAUUCUCACGUUGAUGCCGAGGAACGCGAAAAUUUGAUAAGCAAAAGAGAAUCAUCACACGAGUACGAUUAAGAUGAGUUUGGUUAAGAGAGAAAUUAUUACUGUGAAUGUCUUGCCCUAGCUAAUUUUCCGUUUCGUAUUUGUUUUGAGUUUUCAACGACGGAAGUCAGGUCAGUAGUAAAAGUAACGUUCAGGGUAAGACUGAGCCACUGAACAAGGCCAAAAAUGAAAGAUGCCUGAACCGGAUGUUUGAACAAAACUUUAGUUUGGUUAUACCGAAAUUAGUUUGAAUGUUUUGUUUUUCCAGACAUCUUCAUCUCACCCAUCACACUCGCUUUCUUUUUUCAAUCUCCGCUCAGCGAAUCAGAAUUUUCUUUUUUUUGUCUAAACAGAGGGUAGGUCGGCAUCGCCAAUACAUCUGGGGGCCGCACGAGGAAUAAGAGUGAAUAUUAAUAAUAGGAAUGAGACAAGUGGAGUAGAAUAUUUUAUUUUCGGAAUUUAAAGGGAUAGUGCGUUGGCAUUUUCAUGUGGCAGGAACAAGGGUGGUUUCAAACGUUAAGAGACAACAUGAAUGAAAAUAUGGAGUAGAACAGUGAACCUGAAACGAGAGCACCAAAUAGUAAAUAUGAAACGUGGUCGACAGACCAACGAUCAUACAUUAUACCCAUCUAUUAAACAUCUUCUUGGAAUAAAAAUGUUCGCUGUUAGACAAAAAUCUUCGAUUAGAUAGACGUGUCGCCUUCCAACCCAUGUGAUGCAAAUCGAUGAAAUAUAACAAGCGAUACAGUAUAUCAAUAAAAGUUAGAUACAAUCAUCUUCCACAGAACGAACAUGCUACUUAUUUCAAAAUUCAUAGUCUAUAAUAAUCAAACGUAGAUUGAGAAUUUUUACCUUCCACAUAUAUUUAUGU